CUACGUUUUUAUUUUUGUUUUCCUCUGUGGUUGGAAUGGAGGGGUUGGGUCUGUGCCUAAGAAGAAGCAACCGAACGUCGGUCCUGGGAGAAACCCGAAUGGAUCUGGGCUCCCCUGCCAGCUAACUCUCCAGGACCUGCAGCCCCACAGCCGGGGUGGGGGGGGGCUGGAUGCAGUGAGAGAGCCUCUCACGGGAUCUGCGUGGUGACGUGGCAGCCAAGACGUGGAAGCUUGGGACUUCUCUUCCACCGCAGCAGAAUCUGGGGGGUGGGCAGGGGUGGGUCAGGGGGACACUGGCAGUUGCUAGAGCCUUCACCUUCACUGUGGGCUUGGCUCAGGGAUGACUACGGGCAGAGUCAACCCUUACAGCAUCGUGUCUUCUGAAGAAGACGGGCUGAGGUUGACCACCAUGCCAGGCAUCAACGGCUUUGGCAACGGGAAAAUCCACACCAGGAGGAAAUGCAGGAACAGGUUUGUGAAGAAGAACGGGCAGUGCAACGUGGAGUUCACCAACAUGGACGACAAGCCGCAGAGGUACAUCGCAGACAUGUUCACCACCUGCGUCGACAUCCGCUGGAGGUACAUGCUCCUGCUCUUCUCCCUGGCCUUCCUGGUGUCCUGGUUGUUGUUUGGGCUGAUUUUCUGGCUAAUUGCACUCAUCCACGGGGACCUAGAAAACCCGGGGGGAGAUGAUACCUUCAAGCCUUGCGUCCUGCAGGUCAACGGCUUUGUGGCUGCUUUCCUGUUCUCCAUCGAGACCCAAACGACUAUUGGCUACGGCUUCCGCUGCGUGACGGAGGAGUGCCCGCUCGCCGUCUUCAUGGUGGUGGUGCAGUCCAUCGUGGGCUGCAUCAUCGACUCUUUCAUGAUUGGUGCAAUAAUGGCAAAGAUGGCCAGGCCCAAAAAAAGGGCCCAGACAUUACUGUUCAGCCACAACGCGGUAGUGGCAAUGAGGGAUGGGAAACUCUGCCUGAUGUGGAGGGUCGGCAACCUCCGGAAAAGCCACAUCGUGGAAGCCCACGUCCGGGCUCAGCUGAUCAAGCCCAGGAUCACGGAGGAGGGGGAGUACAUCCCGCUCGACCAAAUAGACAUCGACGUGGGCUUCGACAAAGGCUUGGACCGGAUCUUCUUGGUGUCCCCCAUCACCAUCCUCCACGAGAUCAACGAAGACAGCCCCUUGUUCGGGAUCAGCCGCCAGGACCUGGAGACGGACGACUUUGAGAUCGUGGUCAUCUUGGAAGGCAUGGUGGAGGCCACCGCCAUGACGACGCAAGCGCGGAGCUCCUACCUGGCCAGCGAGAUCCUCUGGGGCCACCGCUUUGAGCCCGUCUUGUUCGAGGAGAAAAACCAGUACAAAGUAGACUAUUCCCACUUCCACAAAACCUACGAGGUCCCGUCCACCCCUCGUUGCAGCGCCAAGGACCUGGUGGAGAACAAAUUCCUCCUGCCCAGCACCAACUCCUUCUGCUACGAGAACGAGCUGGCCUUCAUGAGCCGCGACGAGGAAGAGGAAGACGACGACAGUCGGGGUUUGGAGGACCUGAGCCCGGACAACAGGCACGAGUUCGACAGGCUUCAAGCCACGAUAGCGCUGGAUCAGCGCUCGUACAGGAGGGAGUCAGAGAUAUGACUCUUGGCCCUUCCGCUGACUUUUCCGAGGGUAUUUUUUCUUUCCUCCUCUUAAUCUCUUCCCCUACAACCCGCUCAAAUUAUGCAGAACAAUGCAAGUGCCAUAGGAAUGCUUGAGAAAUUAGAGUUGUUCAUAGUUUUCCGUUUCAUUGCAAUAACCACUGAGCGGUCUGCAGGAGGGGACGGCGGCGGAGGCCACGGCGGCGGCUCCCGCGCCCGCCGCCCGCGGCGGGGCUGGCGGCCCGGGGGGUACGGGCGGAUGGUCGGGUGGACGGACGGACAGAUGGAGAGAGGAGGGUCCGUGGGGUGAGGGCAGGCGCUCGCCCCAAGUGGCUUCACGGGGCUUUGCUCUCCCCGUGGGCCAAAUGCCAGGGUUUUAAGAGCACUGGGAGAGCCAAAAAGAGGAACUAUCAGGAAACAAAUUGUCCUUCCUUUUCCUUCCUUCCUUUUCCUUCCUUCCUUUUCCUUCCUUCCUUCCUUUUCCUUCCUUCCUUUUCCUUCCUUCCUUUUCCUUCCUUCCUUCCUUUUCCUUCCUUCCUUUUCCUUCCUUCCUUUUCCUUCCUUCCUUUUCCUUCCUUCCUUUUCCUUCCUUCCUUUUCCUUCC
Dryobates pubescens (Downy woodpecker) is the source of this 2233-nucleotide messenger RNA. It is a transcript of the gene KCNJ12, whose product is annotated as potassium inwardly rectifying channel subfamily J member 12. Gene Ontology annotation, biological process: potassium ion import across plasma membrane; regulation of monoatomic ion transmembrane transport. The record is from RefSeq and is a predicted model, not a curated record. Gene Ontology annotation, cellular component: plasma membrane. Gene Ontology annotation, molecular function: inward rectifier potassium channel activity. Lineage: Eukaryota; Metazoa; Chordata; Aves; Piciformes; Picidae. The coding region runs from base 341 to 1630 and encodes 429 amino acids. The transcript has 2 exons.